UAUCUGAAAUGGUUUACCUUCUAUGGGUGUUAACUUCUACUCCAGCUGCUAAACAUGCUUUGCACAGAGCCAUUGCUUUGGCUGUGGGUUUUGCCACGCCUGCUGGUUGGUCUGCAACAACAUGCUACCUGCUUCUUUGGCUGCCAGGUUCUUCAGGAUGAUGGGAAGUUUCCUAGGCUUAUCUCUGUGAUAGGAGUUUGGUUUCUGCAAAGUGCCGACACCUGCUUGUUGAUUGAAGAUGAUUAUGAGCUGAACUGUCUCAAAAAGCAGUGACAGUUGUUCUGACUGUGCCAUUAGGGAUCCUUGGAUUUAGGGAUUGUUUUUUAUUUAUUUUUUUUUAGCAGUACUUAAUGAAGAUACAGAAAACUAAAAAAAGAAAAAAAUGCCACAAGACAUUUUCUGAGUAUAUUUUAAAAGAGAAUUAAUCUGGGGGAAUAAACCACUUAAACUUAAGAGUUUAGAUUAUUGAGGUUUCAGUUCUGAGCUAGACACAAGGCCUGAUAAUAAAGAAGUUACUGGUUUUUCUUUUUGUUUGUUUGUUUUGUUGUUGUUGUUUUUUUAAGGGAGAAAUACACACUUCUCGCAUUAUAAAUAUGUAUCGAUAGUGCUGUUUGAAGAUUGUGACUUUUAAAAUUACAGGAAUAAUGACUUUUCAUUUUCCACAGGAUUGUAUUUGUAAUGGAUUACAAAACCAAAACUUCCUAUAUCACUGUCACUCAUAAUUAGAUUUGUUAUGUGUUGCUGUAUGGGGCUUAUAAACUGCAGGGGAAAGCUUAUGUUCUUCUCUUUAAUAGCAGUGGAGCUUUUCCAACAAAAUAAAUACUUGCAGCAACUGCUGUACAGUUUUAUUGUUGCUCCUGAUUGUCUCCUUAUGGUCAGGAAAUCCAAAAGAGCUUUAUAACGUAAAGUUACCUUGUAAGUUGAAAGAGUUGCUUAUGAAAGGAUAUAGAAGUAAAGAUGUAUAUCUUGUAGGAUUAAGAUAAGGGACCUUCUGUUUAGUUUGUUCUGAUUAAAUAAUCUUCUUUGUGUCCUCCAGUCAUUGUACUUCUUCUCACCUAGGUGUGAGUACAUGAUUCUUAUUUACGAAGGAUGUACUAGUACAUGCAGCAGCUUUAUUGUUGGCUUGUUAUAACUACAGCUGAAUUGCUUACCCAAGCAUAUGUGUAUGUACAGGUUGUGAUCCUGUCAGUAUUGCAAUGAGGAGAUAUGGUUGUGAAAGGUUUUCAGGUACCUAAAACUUUUAGUUCCAAAACUAAAAAACUUUUGAAAACAGUCAUUUUAGAAAAAAUACUUGCAUUCCUUCAUCUCUACAGUGUCAGAGGACUGGCUUUCUGGCUUUCUUUAAUCUGUCACAUUUAAUUUUAAAGUUGCAUCUAUUCUCAGAAUUGCUUCUAAACCAUAAAUAUUCGUCUUGUUUUCUCUUACAAGUGAUACAGAUCAUGUACUGGGAAAGAUGGUAACAACCUCUACUUUGCAUGUUACAGAUCUGCAGAAAAGUCUUGUAAACUCAGUUUUUCCUGCCUGUGUUUAGGCUUCCAGCUGUGAUGAGGGUGACUAUGAAAGCAGGUUGAGUGUUGUUUCAUUAGUGCUAACUAGGGAGCUGCAUUAGGCCCAGUCCCGUGGCUUUUUUUAACCUCCUUGUUUGCUCUCACACUAAACUUGUGUUUGGUAAAGCUUACCUGCAGCUUGCAAAUCACCAUGUCUGAAGACAGAAAUUUAUGGUGCAUUUCAGCAACUCAGGUCAGUGCUUCCUUAGCUGUGAACUAAGAGUGAUCACAUUGCCCAUGGUGCAUCGGCAGCCUCUGGUGUGGAAGCAGUAGUUUGCUGCAGUAGGUUUCUUCGGUCUGCUUCUUAUUCCUUAUGGCUUGUAGAAUUUUUGUUCUUCUGGUGGGCCUUUUAGUAGCUCAUGAGUUUAAAAGGAAAGAUGAAUGAUAACUCACACUGUUUUGUUAUAAAUCCAAGUGAACCAGAAUUCAGGGUUUUACUGAGCAUGAGUGGCAUGUUUGCCAUGGUUCCUCUUCAAAAAAGCAGCCUGACUUGUAUGCUCCUGUGAAUGUGUAUGUCAGCAUAAGUAACUCUGGUAACCUUCUGAUAUUCUGAUAUUUUGUUUGCAUGCUUUCAAGUAGAGAUCAGUAGUCUGCCUACUUCAUCACAGCUCUCAUCUCAUAGCCUGUGAUCAAACUGAUAGUUCAGUGCAACAUUUUUCAUCACUGCUUAUUGUUCAUCACAACAUCCAGGCUUUGAUCUGAAUUUUUGCAAAAAAAAUCAAUUGAAACUGGGUUUACUAUUGUUUUUCAUAGAAAUUAUCUUAGCUGUUGAAACUGUGAAUUGCCUUGCUUUUCUAGUUUUUCUUAAUUUCUCAUUCAGAUUUUUCAUUUUUUUCAAGGUUUGCUAGUGCUUGCAUGCAACUUUGAAAAUAUUAAGGUAGUUGGCAUUAGAGGGAAACUGUUGGAAAAUAAGCUCUUCAAAAAGCAGAGCUGAUGAGGCCAACUCUUUGCCAGAAGUUCUUUAUCUUUCUCCUCCUUCCCUCUGCAGUGCCUCCCCUGUCCUCUACUUCUCUAGAUUGGCAUGUGCCAAGGCUGAGGUUGGAGCAGUGCUCUGAGUGGCUGCUACCUUUGGGAGUGGUUAAGAUCCUAGCUUUCUGUUCUCUGUGCUCUGUGAGUACACAGACUUCAGCACAGAAACAAUGGUGUUGGACCACUGAAGUGAACUGAGAUGUUGAAGGCUUGAACAUUAGCACUCUAAUGAGAAGUACCAUGAGAUAUUUUGCCUAGAGGCUAGAGCAGAUUACCUCCUGAGUUCACUUCCAAAAUAUCCUGUGCCGUUAUGAUCUUAUUCAUAGACAACACAGCACAUUUACACUGGGACAUACUAUGGGCAGAUCAGAUUCAGCUACCCAGAAACAUGAUUGAAAACAGUAUGUUUGAGGAAGAGCCUGAUGUGGUUGACUUGGCAAAAGAGCCCUGUUUACACCCCCUGGAGCCUGAUGAAGUUGAGUAUGAACCAAGAAGCUCGCGGCUCUUAGUGCGUGGCCUUGGGGAGCAUGAAAUGGAUGAUGAUGAAGAGGAUUAUGAGUCAUCAGCUAAACUGCUGGGGAUGUCCUUCAUUAACAGAAGCUCGGGUCUCCGCAAUAACAUGUCUGUCUAUAGACAAAGUCCAGAUGGUUCUUGCUCAGUGCCCUCUAUGAGGACCGUGCUGGUUUGCACUGGUGUUCUUGUGAUUGCAGUUUCAGUGAUAAUGGUGAUUUAUCUUCUUCCCAAAUGUACCUUUACCAAAGAAGGCUGCCAUAAAAAAAAUCGUACUAUGGAACUGAUAUACCCUUUGGCAACCAAUGGAAAGCUGUUUCCAUGGGCAAAAAUAAGACUUCCUUCUGAUGUUGUACCCCUGCAUUAUGAUCUCAACUUGCAGCCAAACCUAACUACCCUGAAAUUUACAGGCUCUGUGAAAAUAGUGGUUAAUGUCACCCAAGUAACUAAGAAGAUUGUGCUUCACAGCUCAGGACUAAAUAUCACCAAGGCAACUAUUACUUCAUCAGGAGGAAGUCAAGAAAAGGCAGUUGAGUUGCUGGAAUAUCCGUUGCAUGAUCAGAUUGCAGUCAUAGCUCCUGAGUCUCUCCUUGCAGGACAGAAUUACACAGUCAACUUGGAAUAUUCAUCUAAUUUAUCAGAUACAUACUAUGGCUUUUACAAAAUUUCUUACAAGGAUGAGAAUUCUAAGCAAAAGUGGUUUGCUGCAACUCAGUUUGAGCCUCUUGCUGCAAGGUCUGCUUUUCCAUGCUUUGAUGAACCAGCACUUAAAGCUACUUUUUCAAUCAGAAUCAAGAGAGAUGAGAAACUUUCCACGCUGUCGAAUAUGCCAAAGAAAGCCACUACUCCUGUCACAAAGGGAAUUGUUCAGGAUGAAUUUUUUGUGAGUUUGAAGAUGAGCACCUACCUGGUAGCCUUUGUAGUUGCAGACUUGAAAAACAUCAGUAUGGAAACUAAUGGGAGUCUGGUAUCUGUCCAUGCCAUACCGCAGCAUAUAAACCAAGCAGAGUAUGCUCUAAACACAACAGUGAAACUUCUAGAAUUUUAUGAAAAGUACUUUUUAAUAGAUUACCCUCUUGAAAAAUUAGAUCUUGUAGCAAUUCCUGAUUUUCAGUCUGGUGCAAUGGAAAACUGGGGCUUGAUCACCUUCCGAGAAACAACACUCUUGUUCGACAAUAAUGCUUCUUCUGCAAGGGAUAAAAAGCUAAUAACUGCAGUGAUAGCUCACGAGCUUGCCCAUCAGUGGUUUGGCAAUCUAGUAACUAUGGAGUGGUGGAAUGAUCUCUGGCUGAAUGAAGGAUUUGCCACUUUCAUGGAGUACUUUGCAAUGGAGGAGGUUUUUCCAGAAUUACAUUCAGAUGAAGAUUUCCUGAAUCUAAUAUUCAAGGCUAUGAAGAAGGAUUCCUUGAAUUCUUCACAUCCAGUCUCUUCUGCUGUCCAGUCAUCAGAGCAAAUUGAAGAAAUGUUUGAUGCACUCUCUUACAUCAAGGGAGCUUCACUUCUGAUGAUGCUGAAGCAUUAUCUCACUAAAGAUGUUUUUCAAGCUGGCGUUGAGAUAUAUUUGCAUAAUCACAAGUAUGGAUCUGCCCAGAGUGAUGACUUGUGGGACAGCAUGAACGAGAUCACCAAUGGAACACUAGAUGUAAAAAAGUUAAUGAAAACUUGGAUUCUGCAUAAAGGAUUUCCUUUAGUGACUGUUAACCGAAAAGGAAAGGUCAUCUCAUUACAUCAGGAAAAAUUUUCAUAUCGUGUAGAACCAGAUAAUUGGACAUCAGACACGAGUUAUCUCUGGGAUAUUCCUCUCACCUACACGACUAACAGGUGCAACUUUACCCAUUGCAUUAAUGCAUAUUUACUGGACCAGAAAUCAGCUACCAUUGAACUUCCAGAAGAGGUGGAAUGGAUAAAAUUCAAUGUAGACAUGAAUGGUUAUUACAUAGUAAAUUAUGAUGAAGACUGGGAAACACUGAUUGAUCUGUUGAAAAAAAACCACACUUCUUUAAGUGCUAAAGACAGAGCCAAUUUGAUCAACAAUAUUUUCAGCCUUGCAAGUCUAGGAAGAGAGUCUCUGAAAAAGGCCUUUGAGCUGAUCGAUUACCUUGAGGAGGAGAGCAGCUCUGCACCUCUCACUCAAGCUUUGUUUCAGCUGGGUCUUAUUUUCAGCCUUCUAGAGAAAAGAGGAGAACAACAAUUGGCAGCACGUGUCAUGAACAGAAUAGAACGCCUGCUUGGCAAUAAAAUUGAUCAGCAGCUCUGGACAGAUGAUGGGACGUUAUCUGAACGAGAACUCCGGUCAAUGCUGCUAACUUUUGCGUGCACCCAUGAUAUAAGAAACUGUAGAAAAAAUGCAUCUGAGAUCUUUGAUAAGUGGAUGAAAUCAAAUGGAACAAUGAGUCUUCCUAGUGACCUUAUGAAAACCAUAUUUAUAACUGGAGCCAAAACUAAUGAUGGCUGGGAAUUCCUCCUAAAGAUGUACUCCUCUUCAGUUCCUGAAGCAGAGAAAAGCAAAAUGAUUGAAGCUUUGGCCAACACAGAAGAUGUCAGAAAGAUGAUGUGGUUAAUGCAGAACAGCCUUGAAGGAGAAGUCAUCAGGACACAGGAGCUUUCACAUAUCAUAGCAACUAUUAGCCACAGUUUGCCUGGACACUUGCUGGCCUGGGACUUUGUCAAAGAGAACUGGGAAAAACUUACACGGAAGUUUCAUCUAGGCUCAUACACUAUCCAGAAUAUCAUUAGCUCAUCAACUUCCCAGUUUGCAACGAAGGUGCAUCUACUUGAGGUGAAAACAUUUUUUGAGUCAAAAUCAGAAGAGAGCUCUAAACUGCGUUGUGUAAAAGAGGCAAUUGACACAAUUCAGCUUAAUAUCCAGUGGAUGGAGACGAACUUAGCAAAGCUACAGGAAUGGCUGUAGCACACAUAAUGUUGUAGUGUGCCAGCCAUUAGAAAUCUGUGGACAUUUGCUCCGUUUCUUUUGCAAAAGCCAGGAUGAAACCAGGCAUCGCUGCAACAUUGUUUGCACUAUUAGAGAGUCUAGAAAGCUCAGGGCAUGUCUCACAUAAAAUUUGAUUUCCCUUGAAGCAUUUAUGUGCAGGAUUAAGUAUUUAUUCUGAAACUGUUUUCAUCUGUAGACCAAACAUUUCCAUGAGUGAUGAUACAUAAUUUUUAUAUUUGAAACUUACACCCUUAAUUUGGAGUCGUGUUCCAGUUUCUCAUCAGUGGAAAUUAAUAAUUUUUUUUAAAUGUAAAAAUGCAGAUAGUUCCACAGAAAUUAAAGAACCUGUUUUGCAACAGAACCAUACUUAAGAUACCUAUUAGUGGACUGAACCAUAAAUGAUGUUGCUGUAUUAUCUGUGAGCAACUGCACAAAACUACCAUUGGAAGUGGCUGCAGGCUAGUUCAUCUGUUAAAGUGACUACUGAUUUCUCCACCUUUGACUGUUUGAUUUCAUUACUUGUUUCAGAGGUUCUGCAAUUAGUCAGUAUGUGCCAGCCACUUCAUUUGGAUAAGUUUAUACCUUUUUUUCCCCUUGCUUGUUACCUCCUAUAUUGCAGGACAAAUUGUGUACACUGUUUCUUGUUUUAACAUCUAGAAAUCUUCUCAUUGAGAUUUUAAUGGUUUCUUCUUACACUGUUGUGAAAAACCUUGUGAGACAAAUCUGCAAAUUCUUUAAAAGAAGGGGAUCUAAAAGCAGAGAUGUACCACAUUGGAAAGGCAGAAUACCAGUUGUGCAUUCUGUCUGUCUUUCAAAAGCAGUGAAAAAGGCCAUUUUUGAGGCGUCACAUAUACAUACAACACAUAGAAGAUUAAGCAUACUUGUUUAUGUGGAGAUGUGAUGAUGUUUUCAAAUGUUCAUUUCACUAUUGAUGCACCUUUUGUGGAUUCUUGCAAGCAGAUUCACCUGUUGUCUUAUUACAAGCCAAUUAAAUGAUCAGUUAUAAACUGCUGUGAAAGUGCUAACAGAAAUUGAAUUCGAACAAAACAAAUUUAAUUACCAGUAAAUUCUGAAGAAGAUAACAGUGAGAAUUUGUCACAGGUAAUUCAAACUGAAGGCUUUAAUUUAUGAAAUUGCAGCAUUGGCUUUACAGUUAAUUAGCAGAAAUAAUAAGCUAUGACUUGCUUAAACCAUGCUGUAUUUUUCCCAUCCUUUCAGAAUGAGAACUUUUUUCCUAGAAAAGAAAUCUCUCAUUUUUUCAUCAGCUCACAUUAAAAGUAACAUUUGCAGUUCUAACCUUGAAGUUAUCAGAAAGAAUGUUAGCUUUGAGAGUGCACAAACGAAUGUUUGCCCAAAAGGCCAGAAAUGAACAAUUUUCACAGGUACUUCAGAAGGAAUUGGUGGUUUGAGCACUGAAAGUAGGUCAUACCAUUCUACUUCCAUACAAGUUAUGCAAUUAGAUUUGUAAUUAAUUAUGUUCUUUUUUUUUUUUUUAGCCAAUCAUGUCUUGUAGUUUUCUUCAUUUAUUUUAAAUCUCUGUGCUCUCUGCAUAAAUGUUAUCUCCAUAUUUGUAUAUUUGUGUGUACUUAGUUUUGUUUUGCAGACCCUUCUCAAUGUUAAAUGCUUUCACUUUUCUAUCCUAUCAAACUUCUUUUUCUUCAGCUCUGAUUGGUACUGAGGCAUAUAAAUUUCAAAUGGAAACUAGAGGAAAAUUCCCUCUUCUUCCUGAUUUCUGCUGUAGGAUUUUUUUUUUGACAUUUUAUUCAGAUGCUGUACUGAUAAUUAGCUCUGUGCAAGGAAAUUGCAUGCAACUGAAUGUGAACUGUAUCAAGAGAGUGUGGAAGAUCAAAGAGAUUUUGGAGGGAUUUCUCAAUUUUUAUUUUACUAUUCUUUUUUGAAAAAUAAACAAUACUUUUAGUAUGUCAGUUUCAUAGGGUUUGAUAUCAUUUUAUGUCAUGUAGUCUAUAAAUUCAUUAAAAGUUGUACUGGAGUCUUUCUUUCAAGUGAAGUUCUUAAAUACACUCCUCUGUUUUUGAGAUUAUUGGAAACUGAUGAGGGUUAGAAUGGCAAAGGCAUGAGCAAUGAAUUGCCCUUUAAGAGUCACAUCUGCCAAGCCUUGCUGCAAAGAAUGAAAACUUACUAGUUCUUUGAAUUUUCUUUGGCUUCUGGUCAAAUGAAAAACAUAUUGUAGCCAGCAGCAACACUUUACUUAAUUUCCAUAGUAUUUUCUAGUUAAAAUUGCAGAGCUGAUGUUUUCUGUACAUUCUUAGGACACUCUUACUUUGCAGUAGAAGAGCUUUACUGUGCAAAGCUGUGCUGACACUGCGUCAUUUCCUGCAGUGUGAAAUGAUGGUGUUUAAUACAUAGGGAUUGCACAGUUUGUAUUUGGCUGGACUGUGUCAAUUACUGUCCUUGAAGCCAUUACGCACUGGUUGUUUUGUUACUUUCCAGUAUCCUCAGUUCCUGGUGAGUGGACUUUUAAGAACUUACUGUGGUGAAAAUCAAAUAUGCAUAUAAAUAUUUUUUACUUCUAUAAGUACAGCAAAAUAUUUUUCUGAUGUAAAAAUUGCCUACCAGGAAAAGUGCAAACAAGCAUUUGAGCCCUGGAGAAAGGUUUGAUCCCUCUGCCAGCUCACCUCCUUUUUUUUUUAAUUUAGAGAUGGAAAAAGUGCAAAUAAUGUAGGACAGAUCAUAAGACUCCUAAUGUAUGAGAAGAUGGUAACAUAUGGAAUGAAGAAGUUUAGAAUAAGCAUAGUUUUUUUCUGUGUAACUGAUCAUAGAGAUGAUUGUUGUGCCUUACAGCUUGUAAUUGAAGCAAUAUGCCAGACAGCGUAAACACCCUGUUCUCCUUUAGGAGCCAGCUGAGGUCUUAGAGGCUGAUGAGGCUCGAUUCUCUGAGCACAAUUCAACUCUGAGCUGAUGGGGAAGCAGAAUACCAUUUCUGAGGGUGCUGCCUUGUCAUACAGGUCGUUUUGUGGGUCAGUGAGGUAUGGUGGGGGGAGAACAACUGAGCAGUGUUGGCUUUUGUUGUGUCCUUUAAGUAUGAUAAAAACUGUACUUCAGCGUACAGAUUUUCCAAUUAUGGAACUGCCACGUAUGUAAACGUUUUGAAAAUAAUGUCACAGCAACUCCCAGUUAUUACAUUGCUGUCAAGAUUAAUCCUUAAACUUCCUUCUUAUCCACUCAUCUAUGGAUAUCCCUAACUUGAUUGAGAGCCAGCUUGCUUGGGCUGUUAAAUCUAUAUUAGUUGUUGGGCUUGACACUGAGAAGGUGUAGAAGGAUACUGUCUACCACAGGGAGAAGAAAUUUUAGAUCUUGAAGCUUUAGAAACUGAUUGUCCGUGUGUUGUAAGAGUGAGCUUGGAGGAAACAGAUGGUGCAACUAACUACUUCAUCUUGGUGGCCAGCAGAUACUGGAGGUGUAACUUUUAGAAUUCUUUUUAAGCAAACAUUUUGAGUCUAUCUUUCACCUGUUCUCCCUUUGGCAGAACAUUCCAUUUUAUGACACAGACUGUACCAUCCUUCCUUUGCUUUCCUGGAAGAUGGUGUCUUUGUUUGCACUCUGAAAUUCUAUUAAUGCUGCCUCAGUGACCAUUCUCACUUGAAUGCGCUUGCUGGGUUCAGUCAUGUACAUUUUAGCUCCUCACACAACUCUGAUCCUUGAGUCACGUAGUAUGCUCGGCCACACGCUGAACAUUCAUUGUUUGACAUUUACAGUAAAGUGCGUACAUACAAUGAUUUUGAAUAGUAAUAUUUGUGCUUAUUGCUUUCAUCAAGAUGCUACUAAAUGUUCAAAAAUUUUUGCUACUCUUUUCAAGGCAUGGAGUCACAUGGUUUCUAGAAAAAAAAUAUAUUUACCAUAUUAAACUCAGGUCAUAUUGCUGAAGAAUUUAAAUCUUUAAUUUUGCUGUGCUAUUUCAACCUGCUGUUGUAAUAGAGAUAUUGAUUUUUAUAUGUGAUAAUUCAACUUUGAUCCAGAACAGGAGACAGGUAUCUUUUCUGAAUUAGUAAUGGUGGCACAAAAACAAAUCAUAACACAAUCUUAAAGAUACAGCUGUUAAAAAACAUACUAGCUUGAAUGGAUUUAAACAAUCCAAUUUGAAUGGAUUUCUUAAAAACGAAGCAUAGAUUUUCUGUUCUAAGAUUUGGAGACUAGGAGAGUUUUGAAUAUAUGGCAUAAAACAACUUUCUACAAUGAGAACUGAGUCCUGUCUUUGUUAAGUCAAGGUUAAGUUAGGUAUCCCUGAAAAAUAUCUUGAGUUCAUUUGAAAUGCUAUGUAGUGUAGGUACUUGUAAAGGGUUGCUCUUUGUGUUUUAAACACUGUAGAAAUAUACAAGACAAUGUCAAUUCACAGGUGUCUGAACUGUGAGUGGUAAAACUGCAGGUUGUGAAAUACCUGCCUUCAAAUGGGGAUUCAAAUACUGUAUGUGUGCGUGUGUACGUAUAGAUAUAUAUAAAAUAUGCAAAGUCAUCUGUUUCAUUUGUAAAGGGAGAAAAAGCUGAUUUUCUUCAUAUUUCAGAGAAAUGUUUUUGCAUAUUACCAGCACUGAUUUGAAAGGCAUGUGUACUGCAAACACUAUUGCUUUUUGUGAGAUAGAAAUAAAGUAUUUCAAUAUAA
This is a messenger RNA of Lagopus muta (rock ptarmigan), 10576 nucleotides long. It is a transcript of the gene LNPEP, whose product is annotated as leucyl and cystinyl aminopeptidase. Gene Ontology annotation, molecular function: zinc ion binding; peptide binding; metalloaminopeptidase activity. Gene Ontology annotation, cellular component: cytoplasm. NCBI's taxonomy places the organism in Eukaryota, Metazoa, Chordata, Aves, Galliformes, Phasianidae. Bases 2827 to 5937 code for a protein of 1036 amino acids. Gene Ontology annotation, biological process: proteolysis; peptide catabolic process. The record is from RefSeq and is a predicted model, not a curated record. The transcript has 19 exons.